Umbelopsis ramanniana AG is the source of this 3643-nucleotide messenger RNA. RefSeq lists its product as uncharacterized. Lineage: Eukaryota; Fungi; Mucoromycota; Umbelopsidomycetes; Umbelopsidales; Umbelopsidaceae. The coding region runs from base 96 to 3380 and encodes 1094 amino acids. Gene Ontology annotation, biological process: protein import into nucleus. Gene Ontology annotation, molecular function: nuclear import signal receptor activity; small GTPase binding. Gene Ontology annotation, cellular component: cytoplasm; nucleus. The transcript has 7 exons. The record is from RefSeq and is a predicted model, not a curated record.
UUUUUUUUUUUUUCCUUGCAUUCGGCUGAAAGUGAUAUCAGUUUGCAUUUUUUAACAAACCCAAGCAACAAGGAAAGGCCUCCAUUUGUCUAACAAUGGAACAGAACUUGAUUCCCGCCGAAGCCUUGUCUCAGCUGUCGUCCCUACUUGUCAGCUUGCCCUCAGCCGACAAUGAAAUUAGAACACAAGCAGAAGCUCAGUUGAACGAUCAAUGGAUCGCACAGCAACCUGACUUGUUGUUGCUCGGUCUCACUCAGUUGGCCUCUUCCAGCUCUGAAGAUCACGUUCGGGCAUUUGCUAGUGUUUUGUUCCGUCGUAUUGCUUUCAAGUCUAUCGCCACCGCUGAAGACCCGGAUGCCCAACUUUGGGGUUUGGUGCAGGAGAACACCCGUCAAGGUGUCAAAGCUGCUUUGUUGGUAUCUCUAUCCAAUGAGACCAAUGAGAGCACUAGACACAAGCUUUGUGAUGCCAUUGCAGAGAUUGCCAAGACCGAUAUGUUGAGAGGUGAAAAAUGGGCUCAACUUAUGGCCGCUUUGUUCGAAUGUAGCCGCUCUCCUUCAGCUGAACUCAGAGAAUCUGCUCUUCGCAUCUUCACUGCUGUUCCUGAUCUGAUUUCUGAUCAACACAACGAUGCCCUCAAGGGUGUCUUCUCAGCAAGUCUCGCGGAUCCCGAAAGUCAAAACGUUCGUAUCGCUGCUCUUAAGGCUGUUGUUGCCUAUAUUCUUCAGGCUGAUCCCGGUAGUCAGAAGGCCUUGGGUUCUUUGAUGCCUCAUAUGCUCGAGGUUUUGACACCACUUGCAGCUACUCCCGAUGAGGAUGCCUUGACAGACAGCAUUAUGACAUUAAUUGACCUCGCCGAGAACUGCCCUCGCCUAUUCAGAUCAGCUCUUCCUAACGUUGUUACUUUUAUGAUCAACAUUGCCAAGGAAAAGAAAUUCGAAGAUGCUCUCCGCCAGACUGCUUUGGAAUUGUUGAUGACUUUGACUGAGGCUGCUCCAGGCAUGGUUCGUAAGGUUGCUGACUUUACAUCUCAAGUCAUCCCCGUUGCUCUUGAAAUGAUGACCGAUAUGGAGGAUGACGAGAAAUGGUACACUACCGAUGAUCUUGAUGAUGAUGACAGCGAAGAGAACUACGUCGUUGGUGAGCAUGCUAUGGAUCGCUUGGCUAGAUAUUUGGGCGGAAAGGCUGUUCUUCCUGUCUCCUUCCAGUUCAUCCCUCAAAUGCUUGCAUCUGAACAAUGGCAACAACGCCACGCUGCUUUAAUGGCCAUCUCUGCUAUUGGUGAAGGAUGUGUAAAGAUUAUGGAACCUGAACUUGGAAACAUUAUCCAAAUGAUUGUUCCCUACUUCAAUAACCCCAGCGCUCGUGUUCGAUAUGCCACCUGCAAUGCCAUUGGUCAAAUGUCGACUGAUUUCGCUCCUGCUCUCCAAAAGAACUUUCACGAGAUCGUUUUGAGCUCCUUGAUUCCCGUCAUGGAGGAUCCUGAACCCAGAGUUCAAGCUCAUGCUGCUGCUGCUCUGGUGAACUUCUGCGAAGAAGUUGAUAAGGCUGUCUUGGAUCCUUACCUUGAUCCUUUGUUUGAACGUCUCUUGGUCCUUUUGAACACCUCCAAGACCUAUGUUCAAGAACAAGCUAUCACUACCAUUGCUACUGUUGCGGAUAGUGCUGAAGACAAGUUUAUUAAAUAUCACGGUGCCAUUAUGCCGUUGCUCCUCAACAUCUUGAGACAAGCCACCGCUAAGCAAUACCGCCUUCUUCGCGGUAAAGCUAUGGAGUGUGCUUCAUUGAUUGCUUUGGCCGUUGGCAAGGAAGUCUUUGCUCCCUUUACCCAGGACUUCGUUAGCCUUUUGAUCGAAGGUCAACAAUCUGUCACCGAGAGUGAUGAUCCUCAAACUUCAUAUUUGCUCGCUUCUUGGGCCCGUAUGUGCAAAGUUCUCGGCCCUGACUUCCUUCCGUACCUCCCCGUCAUCAUGCCUCCCUUGCUUCAAUCUGCUCAGUUGAAGCCUGAUUUCGCUGUUUUGGAUCCUGAUGAGGAUGCUGAGGCCAACUACUCUGCUGAAGACGGCUGGGAGUUUGUUGGUGUUGAUGGUCAACAAGUUGGUAUCAAGACCACUGUUUUGGAAGAAAAGUGCACUGCUGUUGAAAUGUUGAUUUGCUAUGCCCGCGAACUUGGUGCUGGCUUCUUGCCCUAUAUUCCUCAAGUCCUUGACAUUGUCCUUCCUUUGCUCAAGUUCUAUUUCCACGAUGGAGUUCGACACGCUGCCGCUUGUGUGGUGCCUCUCUUACUUCAAGAUGCCAAGAAGGCUAACGUUAACGCCGCUGACAUUUCAUCCAUGUGGCAUACCAUCUAUGCCAAGCUUGUUGAUGUUAUCAUGAACGAGAUGGAUCCCUCUUUCUUGCUUCAAGUGUAUAUUGCCUUCUACGAAUCACUUGAAAUCGUUGGUGAAAACUCGAUGACUCCUGAAGAACUUGAAAAGUUCAUCCAAGCUACCGAGGCUCAACUCAAGGAAUUCUAUGAACGUCUCGAGACUCGCCAGAACAACCGACGAGCUGCUGACUUCGAUGCUGAAGAAGAGGAAACCAUGUUGGAGGAGGAGGAAGCUGAGGAAUCUGUCAUGUCUGAACUUGCACGCGCCAUCCACACUGUCUUCAUGACUCACCGCCUUGCAUUCUUGCCUUACUUUGACAAGAUCCUUCCAUCUGUCGUUCACUUCUUGCAACACGAAAACCCAUCUGCUCGUCAGUGGGCUCUGUGCGUUUUUGAUGACCUUGUCGAGUUUACCGGUCCACAAUCUUUCGCUUAUUCCAGCCACUUCUUGGAACGUAUGGUCAACUCUAUUCAAGAUCCCAACAAUGAUGUUCGCCAAGCUGCUGCUUAUGGAUUGGGUGCAUGUGGUCAAUUUGGUGGUCCACAAUACGCUGAUGCCUGCUCUGCAGCUUUGAACCCAUUGUUUGCCAUCAUCAACGACCCCAAGGCACGCGAUGUUGAUAACAUCUAUGUCACUGAAAACGCUAUCUCUGCUGUCUCCAAGAUCUGCAGAUUUAACUCUAGCAAAUUUGAAGUUGACCCUGUCAUUUCUGCCUGGGUCGCCGCUUUGCCUAUUGUAAAUGAUGAGGAGGAAGCACCAACCACCUACACUUAUCUUAUGGAUUUGGUUGAUGCUGGUCACCCAGCCAUCGUCAGUGCUAACAACCUUCCCCACAUUGUCAAGAUCUAUGUCGAAGUUCUCUCUGCUGAUGUUAUCAAGGGUGAGCUUGCCGACCGCAUGGCAAAUGGCCUUAAAGCUAUUGUGAGUGGACUGGACGAUGGUACUCGAAACCAACUCUGGGCUUCUAUCGAACCAGAGAAGGCUAGCAAAUUGCAACAACGUUUGGCCUAAACAAAAGCAACCACUAUCUUUUUUUCUAUCCAUUCUUCUCCCUUCUUCUCUGACCGCAUAGACCGACUUUCCAAUAAUCCGAUUUGUUUCUCUUCCAUAUGAUAUCUCUUCCCCCUUCUCACCAUUUCAAAGGGUACAUUUCCAGGAUUUGAUUACUUUAUUUCAUUUGUCAUAACGUUUGUCACUCCUAUCACAUCCUCUUUUUUUUCUCCAUUAAAAUAAAAAGCCAUAUGACCUAUCAUUCAUAAAUAUUAUAAUUGAUA